UACGCCAUCAGCUCGCGCCGCGCCGCGCCGCCCCGCCUGGUAUUAUUCCGCCCCGCAGGCGGGGCUGUCCGCCUCCUGUUGCCAUCUGGUAGGGCUAUGGUUCUGACCGGUGUUGUGUAAGUUUUGCAGCCUAGGCUCCUGACACUACCCUGGUCCUGAUGGCAGCGGCGGCGGCAGCCCUGGCGCCGGCCGACCCCCCUCCCGCGAUGCCGCAGGCGGCAGGAGCUGGAGGGCCCACAGCUCGCAGGGAUUUCUACUGGCUGCGCUCCUUUCUGGCCGGAGGUAUUGCCGGAUGCUGUGCCAAAACAACAGUUGCCCCAUUGGAUCGAGUAAAAGUUUUAUUACAAGCUCACAAUCACCAUUACAAGCAUUUAGGAGUAUUUUCUGCAUUGUUUGCUGUUCCCCGUAAAGAAGGAUUCCUUGGAUUGUAUAAAGGAAAUGGUGCAAUGAUGAUUCGAAUCUUUCCCUAUGGUGCAAUCCAGUUUAUGGCAUUUGAGCAUUAUAAAACGUUUAUUACUACAAAGCUGGGAGUUUCGGGUCAUGUGCACAGAUUAAUGGCUGGAUCCAUGGCAGGUAUGACAGCAGUUAUCUGUACUUACCCUCUUGACAUGGUUAGGGUCCGCCUAGCAUUCCAGGUGAAAGGGGAACACACCUAUACAGGAAUUAUUCAUGCAUUCAAAACUAUUUAUGCAAAGGAAGGUGGUUUCUUCGGAUUUUACAGAGGCCUGAUGCCUACUAUUUUAGGAAUGGCUCCAUAUGCAGGUGUUUCAUUUUUCACUUUUGGUACUUUAAAGAGUGUUGGGCUUUCCCAUGCCCCUACCCUUCUUGGCAGACCUUCAUCAGACAAUCCUAAUGUCUUAGUUUUGAAAACUCACAUAAACUUACUUUGUGGUGGUGUUGCUGGAGCAAUAGCACAGACAAUAUCCUACCCAUUUGAUGUAACUCGUCGGCGAAUGCAAUUAGGAACUGUUCUGCCAGAAUUUGAAAAGUGCCUUACCAUGCGGGAUACUAUGAAGUAUGUCUAUGGACACCAUGGAAUUCGGAAAGGACUCUAUCGUGGUUUAUCUCUUAAUUAUAUUCGCUGUGUUCCCUCUCAAGCAGUAGCUUUUACAACAUAUGAACUUAUGAAGCAGUUUUUUCACCUCAACUGAAAAAAAAUAAUGGUUUGUUUUUCUUAAUACAUUCUCAGAGGGAGAAAUGAAAUGUUACUUUAAUUGUGGGGGGAACAGUACUUGAAUGGGGAUAGUUACCCUGUCACAGGAACCACUGGUAUUUUAGUACUUGAUUAUUUUGUCUUUAGUCAUAAAUCAGAAGUGCUUACCAUACUUCUUGAUGCCAAACAUUGUACCUUAGACCACUGAAAAAAUAUUUUUAAGCUGAUGGUGGCUAAACUGCUUUAAAGUUUUAUUUGGAAGUAGAUCUAGCUUUAAAACGGGGUUCAAGAGGUUGCCAUUAGCUUUUUCUUGCUGUUCAAAGUUUUUUUUUUUUAUUCUUUGAGACAGAGUCUUGCUCUGUCGUCCAGGCUGGAGGCAGUGGCAUGAUCUUGGGUCACUGCAUCCUCCGCCUCCCUGGUUCAAGCAAUUCUCUGCCUCAGCCUCCCAAGUAGCUGAGAUUACAGGCAUUCACCACCAUGCUUGGCUAAUUUUUUGUAUUUUCAGUAGAGAUGGGGUUUCAUCAUCUUGGCCAGGUUGGUCUUGAAGUCCUGACCUCAUGAUCCACUCCCUCUCAGCCUCCCAAAGUGCUGGGAUUACAGGUGUGAGCCACCGUGCCUGCCUGUUCAAAUUUUUUAAUUGUAUUCUUGGUUUUUAAAAGACUGACAGUGUUUAUUAUUAUUAAAAUAAGCUGGGUUGGUUAUAUUGCAGUAAAAUAAUGAGAACUGAAUUUUUAAGUUCUAUAAAACAGCCAGCAUUGAAGUUUUAUUUUUGUUAUCUCUCUUCUCACUAUUCUGCUCCACUGGAUGAUAGAGAACACACUUUUUCCUUCAUUUUUUUUCUUUCAUUUUUUAAAUAAAAUUAAGGGUAUAUUUUAAAAGUAGCCAUGUAGAGACUCAAAAAUAAAUGAAGAAGCUAGGCAUUGUAGCAUGGGCAUGUGGUCCCAGCGUCUCUGGAAGCUGAGGUGGGAGGUUCACUUGAGCCCUGGAAUUCCAUGCGAGCCUGUGCAACAUCAUGAGACCCCGUUUAAUAAAUGAAUGAAUAAGUUUUGCUCAAAUGUUAUUACUAUGUACUAUGAGUGACUUACAUGUGUUUUAAAAGUCAGUGUGUUUCACAGAAGCAGAAACAAAAAUACUGAAUAUCUUUGCUCUCAAAAACAAAGUAGCAUUACAGAUUUGUUUUUGUUAGAUGAUUUUCUGUAUAUAAGAAUAUUUAAGUAGGCUGUGAAAUAUUUAUUAAUAUAGAUGUGAAUAUCAAAAAAUGUUUCUAAGGUAUUAUGUUAUGAUGCAUCAACUAGUUCUUCCAUGUAAAAUAAUUUUAGUGCAAUAUGAAGAUGUAGAAAUUUAAAAUAUGAUUUUAAUUGUUAUCCUUUAUAUUAAGAAAAUGGCUUAAAAUGUAAGAAUUCCAUUUAUUGUGUUUAGAGUACUUUUUAUGAUUUAUUAUAAGCAUGGCAGAAAUAGGAAGGAAACAUUUAAAGUUCUGUCUUCAGAAAGAGUAAUUUGUAGAAUUGAUGUGAUUUUCAAGACAUUAAAAGGCUAGGCACGGUGGCUCAUACCUUUAUUCCCAGCACUUUGGGUGGCCGAGUCAGUUGGAUCACCCGAGAUCAGGAGUUCAAGACCAACAUGGUGAAACCCACCUCUCCUAAAAAUACAAAAGUUAGCCAGGAUGGUGGCAUGUGCCUAUAGUCCCAGCUACUGGGGAGGCUGAGACUUGAGUCAGGGAGGUGAAGGUUGCAAUGAGCUGAGAUCACACCACUGCACUCCAGUCUGGGUGACAGAGUGAGACUCCAUCUCAAAAGAAAAAAAAAGACAUUAGAAAACUAAGUUGAGGCCAGGAGUGUUGGCUCUCGCCUGGAAUCCCAGCACUUUGGGAGGCCGAGGCAGGAGGAUAUCUUGACCCCAGGAGUUUGAAACCAGCCUGGGUAACAUAGUGAGACCCCUGUCUCUUUCAAACAAAUGAAAGAAAACUAAGUUGAAGGUUUUGCGUCGGCCGGGCGCGGUGGCUCAAGCCUGUAAUCCCAGCACUUUGGGAGGCCAAGGCAGGUGGAUCACGAGGUCAAGAGAUCGAGACCAUCCUGGUCAACAUGGUGAUACCCUGUCUCUAUUAAAAAAUACAAAAAAUUAGCUGGGCAUGGUGGUGCGUGCCUGUAAUCCCAGCUACUCAGAGGCUGAGGCAGGAGAACUGCCUGAACCCAGGAGGCGGAGGUUGCAGUGAGCCGAGAUCGCGCCAUUGCACUCCAGCCUUGGUAACAAGAGUGAAACUUCGUCUCAAAAAAAUUAAAAGUUUUGCUUCAAUUUUUAUUUCUUUGCAUAAAAGGUUUCUCAUCAUAUCUUGGUAAAAAUUUGAUGAGCUGGUUUCACUUUGAAAGUCUUUAUUUUGGCCGGGCAUAGUGACUCACGCCUGUAAUCCAGCAUUUUGGGAGGCCGAGGCAGGUGGAUCACCUGAGGUCAGGAGAUUGAGACCAGCCUAGCCAACAUGGAGACACCCUAUCUCUACUAAAAGUAUAAAAAUUAGCCUGUCAUAGUGCAGGCACCUGUAAUCCCAGUUACUUGGGAGGUUGAGACAGGGAGAAUUGCUUGAACCCAGGAGGCAGAGGUUGCAGUGAGCUGAGACUGUGCCACUGCACUCCAAUCUGAGCGGCCGAGCAAGACUCUGUCUCAAAAAAAAAAAAAUACAUGUGUUCUUCAAACCAUUUUGUGUAGCUUCAUUUCUAGACCACACUGUGGUUAAUUACUUAUUAAAUCUUAAGAUAAUUUAAGUAUAUAAAACAAGUAUUGGGCCAGGCGUGGUGGCUCAUGCCUGUAAUCCCAGCACUUUGGGAGGCUGAGGUGGGUGGAUCAUGAGGUCAGGAGAUUGAGACCUUGCUGGCUAACACAGUGAAACCCCCAUCUCUACUAAAAGUACAAAAAAUUAUCCAGGCGUGGUGGCAUACACCUGUAGUCCCAGCUACUCAGGAGGCUGAGGCAGGAAAAUUGCUUGAACCCAGGAGGUGGAGGUUGCAGUGAGCUGAGAUCGCGCCACUGCAGUCCAGCCUGGGUGACAGAGCAAGAAGGGGCCCCCCCCCAAAAAAAAAAGCACCUCAGUUAUGUUAUCAGUAAAAGGGGAUUGCAAAUGUUUUUUAAAUAAUAAUUUGCAUUCUAUUUCUGUUAUAGAAUACAGAAGAUAUUAAAAAUUUAUUUUAUCCAUGUGUUAACAAUUUAACUGUUUACAUGUUGAAGCACAGAUGCUAAACAUAAGUCAGAAUGGAAGACUGUUUAAAAUAAUGACUUUGUUUAUAUAUGAUUUAUUUCAGAUAGAUGACCCAAAGUGCAUCUUGCCAGGUUAUCUUCCAUUUGAAGAUUGAGAUUUUAUGUCUUUUUUGAUCUUUAUUAUUCCUCUCUUCCAGCUCUCAGUGGGUAUAGCUUUCUGGUCUGUAGAAUGGGACAGUGGUCUGGUCUAUGGAUUGAUAAAUGAGGUUUGCCUCCUAGUUUUCAAUGGUUGCCUGGAGAAGAUGGAGUUACUGGAUAUAUUUAAUAAUAUCUCAUUACAUUCUUUUUUUUUUUUUAAAUAAUAGAGUUUUACUUGGUUGCCAAGCUGGAGUACAGUGGCAUGAUCUUGGCUCACUGUAACCUCCACCUCCCAGGUUCAAACGAUUCUCCUUUGUCAUCUUUUUUUUUUUUUUGAGACGGAGUUUCGCUUUCAUUACCCAGGCUGGAGUGCAAUGGCGCGAUCUCGGCUCACCGCAACCUCCGCCUCCUGGGUUCAGGCAAUUCUCCUGCCUCAGCCUCCUGAGUAGCUGGGAUUACAGGCACGCACCACCAUGCCCAGCUAAUUUUUUGUAUUUUUAGUAGAGACGGGGUUUCACCAUGUUGACCAGGAUGGUCUCGAUCUCUUGACCUCGUGAUCCACCUGCCUUGGCCUCCCAAAGUGCUGGGAUUACAGGCUUGAGCCACCGUGCCCAGCCUCCUUUGUCAUCUUUCUAAGUAACUGAGAUUACAGCCAUGUGCUACCAUGUCUAGCUAAGUUUUAUAUUUUUUUUUUCUUCUCUUUUCUUUUCUUUUUUUUUUUUUUUUGACACAGAGCCUAACUCUGUCGCCCAGGUUGGAGUGCAGUAGUAUGAUCUCAGCUCAUUCUAACUGCCACCUCCUGGGUUAUAGUGAUUCUCCUUCCUCAGUCUCCCGAGUAACUGGGAUUAUAAGCAUCCACUACCACGCUCAGCUAAUUUUUGUAUUUUUAGUAGAGCCGGGUUUCGCCAUGUUGGCUAGGCUGGUCUCAAAUACCUAACCUCAAGUGAUCCGCCCACCUUGGUUUCCCACAAUGCUGGGAUUACAGGCAUGAGUCAGUGCACCUGGCCUCAUUCCAUUCUUCACCAAGCUACUGACCAUUCAUUUAUUUAGCACCACUUGUGUGCCAGAUGUUGUGUCAGCAUUAUGGAGGACUUCCCUUGGGAAGCUUGCAAGCUGUACUUGCAAUCUGAUUUGGGAAUCCAAUCAGAUUGCAAGUACAGCUAACAAGUACUUGUGCCACACUUUAUGAUAACUGCCUGUUUACCAAUGUUUCCACCUCUCCCCGUCUGUUUUUCUCAAGGGCAGGGAGCAUAGAGUGUGUGGUGUCAUUGUGGUACUCAGUGAUGUUUACUGUCGGGAAGAAGGAAGGGGCAGUCCUUGUUUUUGGAGACUAUGUUCUAGUAGGGAGAAAUGAAGCACAAAUAGUUCAAGAAAUAAACAAUUUAGAAAUAAAGUCGCUGGGUGCAGUGGUGUGUGCCUGUAGGCCCAGCUACUUGGGAGGCUGAGGUGGGAGGAUCGCUUGAGCCCAGGAGUUCUGGGCUGUAGUGCGCUAUGCCGAUCGGGUGUCCACACUAAGUUUGGCAUCAGUAUGGUGACCUCCCAGGAGUGGGGAACCACCAGGUUGCCUAAGGAGGGGUGAACUGGCCCAGGUCAGAAACGGAGCAGGUCAAAACUCCCGUGCUGAUCAGUAGUGGGAUCAUGCCUGUCAAUAGCCACUGUACUCCGGCCUGGGCAGCAUAGCGAGACCCCAUCUCUAUUUAGAAAAAAAGAAAGUCAUAUAAAAUAAAAUAUUCUUUACAGAAAAAAAACCCAGAAAAGUCAUUUGGUUUGCUAAUUUGCCAGAAUGAGUGGCAAAUAUAUAAUAAAACCUAUGAAUAGUAUUUAUGACUGAGUGAAGUGGCUCAGGUCUGUAAUUCUAGCCCUAUGGGAGGCUGAGUGGGGAGGAUCACUUGGGCCAAGGCAUUUGAGCCCAGCCUGGGCAAUGUUCCAAAACUCUGUCUCUGUUUCUUUUUUUUUUUAAAUAUAAGACGGUUUCACCAUGUUGGUUAGGCUGGUCUUGAACUCCUGACCUCAGGUGAUCCAUCUGCCUUGGCCUCCAAAGUGCUUGGAUUACAGGUGUGAGCCACCACACCCGGCCUGUUUUUUUUGAGACGGAGUCUUGCUCUGUCGUCAGGCUGGAGUGCAGUGGCGUGAUCUCAGCUCACUACAACCUGUGUCUCCAGGGUUCGAGUGGCUCUCCUGCCUCAGCCUCCAGAGUAGCUGGAAUUACAGGCUCGAAUUCCCAUGGCCAGCUAAUUUUUGUAUUUUUAGUAGAGACGGGGUUUCACCAUGUUGGCCAGGAUGGUCUUGAUCUCUUGACCUCGUGACCACCUUGGCCUCCCAAAGUGCUGGGAUUACAGUCUUGAGCCAGCGCACCUGACUCAUUUUUUUAAUAUAAAAAAAAAUGUUUGACUGGGCACGGUGGCUCAUGCCUAUAAUCCCAGCACUUUAAGAGGCCGAGGCGGGUGGAUCACGAGGUCAAAAGAUCAAGACCAUCCUGGUCAACAUGGUGAAACCCCAUCUCUACUAAAAAUACAAAAAUUAGCUGGGCAUGGUGGCGUGUGCCUGUAAUCCCAGCUACUCAGGAGGCUGAGGCAGGAGAAUUGCUUGAAGCCAGAAGGCGGAGGUUGCGGUGAGCCGAGAUGGUGCCAUUGCACUCCAGUCUGGGUAACAACAGUGAAACUCCGUCUCAAGAAAAAAAAUUUUUUUUUAAUCCUAUGUACAAUUAUUUAUUUUUUUCCCCAAACUUUUAUACAAUUAAUGCAUUGCCUUGUGGAGUUGGGUCAGUAACACCUGACACACUUAUAUAUCAGGCAUACACUUUACACGAUCCCUCGCAUCUGUUCUUUGAAUCCCAGACACCAUAUUGGGCACUAGAAACUGGUGACAAAUAAUUACAGUUAUGUAUAUUUCCUGAAGAAUUAUGUGCCAUUCCGUGUUUUAAGCACCUUUGAUGCCUUAACUCAAUCUCUAUUACAAUACUACGAUAUGAGUACUAUUUAAAUUUCUUUUGACAGAUGGGAAUAAUCGAGGCCUGGGGAGAUUAAAUUACUUGUCCAGGUUAAUGUGAGUGAUGGAUCUAGGAUUCAAAUUCAGCCGGUCUGAAUCUAGAGCGUAUUCUUUUAGCUACAGUUCUAUACUCUAAUACUGUAAUAUGCUGUUCAGAUGAAACUAUAACAUGUCAUUAAAUUUGAACAUGUCAAUAAACAUAUCAAGCAAUAAAAUAA
This is a messenger RNA of Callithrix jacchus (white-tufted-ear marmoset), 7683 nucleotides long. RefSeq names its product solute carrier family 25 member 16 (gene SLC25A16). The record is from RefSeq and is a predicted model, not a curated record. Gene Ontology annotation, biological process: transmembrane transport. Lineage: Eukaryota; Metazoa; Chordata; Mammalia; Primates; Cebidae. Gene Ontology annotation, cellular component: mitochondrial inner membrane.